Molecule: messenger RNA, 1850 nt
Organism: Corythoichthys intestinalis (scribbled pipefish)
Lineage: Eukaryota; Metazoa; Chordata; Actinopteri; Syngnathiformes; Syngnathidae
Gene: tango2
Product: transport and golgi organization 2 homolog (Drosophila)
Exons: 9
Coding region: 230-1057 (275 amino acids)
Biological process (GO): Golgi organization; protein secretion
Cellular component (GO): Golgi apparatus
Source: RefSeq, a predicted model, not a curated record
CAAACCGCAGGAAAGCAGUGUCACAUUCGACUCAAAAGAAGAGGGACGUAGCAGAAUUUAAAUCGAGAUUACCAACUAGCUACGCUAAACUACCUUGGCAAUAGAGAAGCAGCGUAAAUAGUAAUGUAACUUUGCUCCAGUGCGCACUUGUAAAGAUAACAGACAUGACCAUUUUUUGAUUGUGCAAGUGGACAGGUUAAAAGCCCGUCACCAAUUUCUCUAUACAUCCAUGUGUAUCAUUUUCAUAAAAUUUGACCCCCGGCCUGCAUCAAAAAAUGCCUACAGGCUAAUUUUGGCUGCAAACAGAGAUGAGUUCUACAGCAGACCAUCGAAGGCUGCAGACUUUUGGGGGAGCAAUACUGAUGUUCUGAGUGGGCUAGACCUGGAAUACGGUAAAGAAGGAGGAUCAUGGCUGGGGAUCAACAAGAAUGGGAAACUAGCUGCAAUCACCAACUACAUGGAAGGACGGCCCAAUCCAGAUGCACAAGGGCGAGGUUUCCUUGUUUCCAACUACCUUGUAGACAAGGACUUGGACAGCUACUCUUACCUAAAGAAGGUCUCAACAGAAAGUCACUUGUAUAAUGGCUUCAACCUUCUCACAGCAGAGUUCAAAGCCAAGCAGGAUCAUGUGUGUUACUAUGGAAACAGAGGCAACAGUGAACCCAUCCGUCUAAAACCAGGAAUCUACAGCUUGAGUAAUUCGUUGCUGGACACCCCCUGGAAGAAACUGCUGCAAGGCAAGCGACACUUUACCAGCAUUGUCAACAACCAGUCACUAUCCUGUGAUGGACUGGUGCAAGAGCUGCUGAGUGUACUUAAUAAUGAAGAACUGAAUUCACCUGAUCCUGUUCAAGAGAGCCAAGGAGAUGGUUAUAGCAAGUCCAUGAUCCAAGCUCUGUCAGCCGUGUGUGUUCGCACUCCUGAUUAUGGCACAAGGACCAAUACAAUUAUCCUGAUUGAUGCAGAGGGCAACGUUACCUUCACGGAGCGCACCAUGCUCAACUGUGACACAAACAACUGGACUACCAGUUCUUUCCAGUUCAAGCUGCAGACAUGAAGCCAUUAUGAAGGAAACUCACUUUGUGCCUCAGAGCCUCACUUCUUGCAUCACCAAAUCAUCAUUUAGUGUCCUAGCCCUGUUACCAUGGCAACUAAUGAGUGUGUUGAUCAACUUGACUCCGCAACAGCAACCGUGAUAGCCAUUUAAUGAUUUUUUAGGAUUAUCUGCAAAUGUUCUCUGAAAGUUAUUUAUCAGAUUGCCAAAGAUUAUUUUUCUUUUAUAUUUUUUUAAUAUUCCAAAAUAUGCAGUGUGAACUGCUGACAACAGCAUCAGUUGACUGUUAUAUGUUGCUGCAUUUCGAAAAAAUGUAGAGUAAGGGAUAAUGAAAAUAUAACUGCCUUCAAUUAAAGAAAGUGCAAAGUCAAAAAUGUUCUAUUCUGAUACUUUCAGAGUUAAACCAUUUGCAGCGCACUUGACUAUACUUUUCUGUUAGUUUUCCAUGGAGGAGCAUGCUGCCCCCUCGUGUACUGUACAUGUAUACAGGGUGGCGCUAGUUCAAUUUCAGGACAACAGAAACGAACGAAUGAAGUUUGCGAUCAAACACAUAAACUGUCUCGAAUAUUCUCUCUUUAGAACGGGGACACACAAAAAGCUAUUGACAAGGACAGAUAACUCAGUACUGAAAUGAGUACAAAUCGCCUCAGAAAGUCUUUAAAUUGAGUUAAUUAGUGGUGGCCAUGUCAGGUAGGCUACUGAAAUGUAAUUUGCACUUCGUGCGUUUGAAUGUUUAAGGUUGUCAACAAUAAACUUUUUCUGAGAUGCACUAUGUAGAGUGACUUCUAUUAUUAUC